AAUCAUUCACAUUACCUGUAUACAUUUCUUUUAUCAAGUGAUUUAUCAGAAGUUGCUUUGCAUCAAUUGUAGAAAACUUUAUUUCAAACAGAAACCUGUGAUGUUUUUUACAUGAUAGAUCUUAUUUUGUAUUGAAACAUAUGAAUUACCUUAUGUUAUGGGGAAAAAACGAAAAGUUGUCAUCGGAGUUGACGUUGGGACGACUAAUAUUAAAUGCUUUGCCUACGAUAGUAACGCUUCUGUCUUAGGUAGCACUUGUGAAAAGAUUCCAAUUUUGAAUCUUGAAGACAACAAACAAGAAAUCGAACCAUCAGCCUUGUGGAAUGCCUUUAAAAAUGUUGUAAAAACAUGCCUGAGUUGUGCUCAAUUAAGUGCGAGAGAUAUUUCAUGUAUUGGAAUUUCUUCUCUGAGGGGAACUUUUGUUACUUGGAAUAAAGAGACUGGUGACACUUACCACAAUUUUAUAACAUGGAAAGAUAAACGUGUGGUAGAAAGAUGUGAUAUGUGGAAUUCAUCUAUAUCUAUGAAACUUUUUAGAUUUGGAGCUCAACUGCUAUAUCUUAUUACAAGAAAAAACCUGUUUCAAGUUGCUAGUGUUCUCAAAUUUAGUUCAGAAAUGGUAUUGAUGAGAUUGGCCUGGAUUUUGGAGAAUUAUCCACAGAUACUAGAAGACAGCUCUCAAAAUAAAGUGCUAUUUGGAACUAUAGAUACAUGGUUAGUGUGGAAAUUGACUGGUGGAAAAAUUCAUGCUACAGAUGGCUCAAAUGCCUGUGUAACUGGAUUCUUCGACCCAUUCAAGAUGCAGUGGGCAGAAUGGAUGUUAAAUUUUUUUCGAAUUCCAGUGAAUAUUCUCCCUGAAAUUAAAAAUACAAGUGAUUCAUAUGGAGAAACUUUUGCAUCAUUAUUUGGUGAAUCUAUUCCAAUACAAGCUGUUGUUGGAGAUCAGCAGGCAUCUAUGUUUGGUGCUUGUUGUUUUAAUAAAUAUGACAUCAGUUGUACUAUGGGCACAGGAACCUUUUUGAACCUUAAUACUGGAAAUUCUCCUCCUACUGCUCAUCAUGGUUGGCAUAUUUAUCCUCUGGUUGGGUGGACGAUAAAUUCACAAACAACUUAUGUUGCUGAAUGCAGUGUUCAUGAUACAGGAACUGUUAUUAACUGGGCACAGAAUUUAGGUAAAUUUGUUUCCAAAACUGGACCAUUGGACACAUCUUCUUUUAUGGGAUUAAAAAUACAUACUUCUAAAGCUCAUUUAGUUAAAGCUAUUUUGGAAUCUUUUUCUUUUCAAGUUUCCAUACUGCAUGAAAUCAUUACCCGUGAUAUUGUCCGGGAGAACACCAAUGUAAUUUGUGGAGGUGUAGCAAAGAAUGAUUUUAUUGUGCAAUUGAUUUCCGAUUUAACCUGUCAACCAAUCAUUCGCUUAAAGCACACAGAAACAUCAAGCCUUGGUGCAGCUUUUUUAGCAGGAUUGUACAAUGGUAACAAUAUUUGA
Uloborus diversus is the source of this 1489-nucleotide messenger RNA. RefSeq names its product putative glycerol kinase 5. Lineage: Eukaryota; Metazoa; Arthropoda; Arachnida; Araneae; Uloboridae. The record is from RefSeq and is a predicted model, not a curated record. Gene Ontology annotation, cellular component: mitochondrion. The coding region runs from base 158 to 1489 and encodes 443 amino acids. Gene Ontology annotation, molecular function: glycerol kinase activity. Gene Ontology annotation, biological process: triglyceride metabolic process; glycerol-3-phosphate biosynthetic process; glycerol metabolic process. The transcript is spliced from 13 exons.